Molecule: messenger RNA, 4566 nt
Organism: Hemibagrus wyckioides
Lineage: Eukaryota; Metazoa; Chordata; Actinopteri; Siluriformes; Bagridae
Gene: cnot4b
Product: CCR4-NOT transcription complex, subunit 4b
Exons: 13
Coding region: 280-2700 (806 amino acids)
Biological process (GO): protein ubiquitination
Cellular component (GO): CCR4-NOT complex
Molecular function (GO): metal ion binding; ubiquitin-protein transferase activity; RNA binding
Source: RefSeq, a predicted model, not a curated record
UCACGUAAGAUGGAGGUUUGAAGGUGCAGCCGCUGUACAUGGUUAUAGAGGCUAUCCAGACGCCUUAGUGUUUUCAUUUAGCUAAGAGCGCAGAAGUAAUUCCCUAAAAAAAAGAGUCCGUGGUCCCAGUUUCUUAAAAUUCCGGAGUUCAGAAAGAUUCCUUAGACCACCUUCCCAACUGCUGUGAAUAAAUUGAGAAGAACAGUUUUAGACAGGUGUCAAACUCAGGCCUUCCUCUGCAGUGAAACAACACCUCCACUUGCCACAUCGUGCCAUAGGAUGUCCCGUAGCCCUGAGGUGAAAGAGGAUCCAAUGGAGUGCCCUCUCUGCAUGGAGCCCCUGGAGAUCGAUGACGUUAACUUCUUUCCCUGCACCUGCGGCUACCAAAUCUGCCGUUUCUGCUGGCACCGCAUCCGCACAGACGAAAACGGUCUCUGUCCCGCUUGCAGGAAGCCCUAUCCAGAAGAUCCAGCUGUAUACAAACCCCUGUCUCAGGAAGAGCUGCAGAGGAUAAAGAACGAGAAAAAGCAGAAACAGAAUGAGCGCAAGCAGAAGAUCACAGAAAACCGCAAACACUUGGCCAGUGUCCGUGUUGUCCAGAGGAACUUAGUGUUUGUGGUGGGGCUAUCGCAGAGGCUUGCUGACCCAGAGGUCUUAAAGAGGCCAGAAUAUUUUGGGAAGUUUGGGAAAAUCCAUAAAGUGGUCAUCAACAACAGCACCUCAUAUGCUGGCUCACAGGGUCCUAGCGCUAGUGCCUAUGUCACUUAUAUUCGGUCAGAAGAUGCCCUUAGAGCUAUACAAUGUGUCAACAACGUAGUAGUAGACGGCAGAACUCUUAAGGCAUCUUUAGGUACAACAAAGUACUGCAGUUACUUUCUAAAAAGCAUGCAGUGUCCCAAACCAGACUGCAUGUAUCUACACGAGCUAGGUGAUGAGGCAGCCAGUUUCACAAAAGAGGAGAUGCAGGCAGGAAAGCAUCAAGAAUAUGAGCAGAAACUUUUACAAGAGCUCUACAAAAUGAACCCGAAUUUCCUGCAGACAUCCACUGGGACUGGGGAAAAGACAAAAAGCAAAUCAGGCUCUGUACAGAGUUCCAAUAAUAUCAAUAAAGAUGCCUGGCCAUCGUUACAGCCCAUGGGAAAGACCCCCAAUGGGCUUCCAGAACUCCGCAAGAGCCCGCCUCUGGAUGGAGGCUCAGACUGUGAGCACUUGACUCCUGACGGGCCAGAAUCUGAGCUUGGCCUCGGACCUCUCUCAGCCCUCUCACCUUUCUCUUCAAACUGUGAACCUGCCAGUCCUAGUGAAAAGCCAACAGAAGCCAUCAGUAUAGGAAACGGAGAGACACCACAGAUUCCCUGCAGUGACUCGCCGUCGCCACCUCCAGGUCUGGCCAAGCCGUGUCUGGUGGUGCCUGCAAACGUAGCUGGUUUAACAGUGCGGUCACCCUUCGAGGGGGCAGGCACAGAGUCGCAGUCACUGUUCUCUGACAACAGCAACUUCAGACAUCCGAACCCCAUCCCCAGUAGCAGCAGUGUUCCUGGUUUCCCAAGCUCCACACAGAACAAUGCUGACUGGCCCACAGCUCCCGAACCACAGAGCCUGUUUACAUCAGAUACCAUACCAGUCUCAUCCUCCACAGACUGGCAAGCGGCCUUUGGCUUCGGCUCGUCCACCAAGCAGCAGGACGACGAACUUGGCUUCGACCCGUUCGACAUCACUAGCAAGGCACUUGCUGACCUCAUUGAGAAGGAACUUUCAGUACAGGACAAAUCUUCGCUGCCCAUGAGCCAUGUGACCCCAGCGCCGGGUUUCCCUCCUCAUUUCCCCAGUUCGCUUCACAGUGCCAAGGGCCCAAUGCUGCCUCCUCUUGCCUCAUCCACACACCUCCCCCCAAACUGUGGGCUGGCCCCGCGAGCCUUCCCCCACCAUCUCCAACAGCCCCAGCUCUCCCAGUGCCCUGGCUAUGGCUCAUUCAGCUUGCCUGGACACACACAGACCCUGGCAUCUCGCCACAGCUGGCUGACGAUGACGGCACGCGCCAACCUGCCACACCUGAACCACACCACACAACACAGCAACAGCUUCUUGGACUUGAGUUUGCCACCCCAACAGCAGCAGCAUAGUACAGGUCUAGGAGGAAUCCCCAUUACAGAAAACAGCAAUUCAGUAGAAAGUAUAAAUGUCAAAGAGUGGCAAGAUGGCCUUCGAGCUCUUUUACCCAACAUCAACAUCAAUUUCGGUGGCUUGCCCAACUCCUCGUCUUCCUCAUCUUCAUCCUCGUCCUCCUCAUCAUCCUCGUCCGGCGUGAACCACACAGGGGGCAUAUCGCACAGCCUGAGCUGGGACGGCACGGCCAGCUGGAUGGACCCAGCAAUCAUCACAGGUGUCCCAGCAACCUCAGCCAACUGUCUGGACUCUCUUCAGGACGAAAGUCCCCCACAUUGGCUAAAAUCCCUGCAUACCCUGACAGAGAUGGACGUACCCUCCGGCGCCACAGUACCCCCUCAGCCCUCACACAGUACACCCUUUAGUGCCCAGAUGUCUCUCCACAGAGCCAACUGGGCACCCUACCUGCCCCCAGGCACUGCCAGUGCUGCCAGCCAGUUCCACUCUCCCCCACCAGGUUUCCAAACAGCAUUCAGAGCCUCCGCUCAGCCCCCCACAGACCUGCUGCAGAGUGCCGGACUGGACCGCCACUAGGGACUGGGACACUGAAUCCCCCUUCCGUUACUCUGAGAAAACCCAACACACACAGAAAGAUGAAUAAAUAUGAAAAUACAAACCUGUUAAAGUAAUUAUGGAAUUAUGUAUUCUUUUUUUUUUUUUUUCCCCCUUCCACUUCUUGGACUUUUGAGCUCAUUUUAACUCUCGGUUUCACAUUUUCCUCGGUUUAGAAUUUGGUUCAUGUUGCCUAAGUGCUCUUAUCCCAGCAUAAGUAAGGAAGUUCCUGAACAAAGCAUUGUAAAUGAGAGAGCCGAGUAAGGAAUUUGAUGAUGAUGGUGGUGGUGGUGGUGAUGAAACUAAUGUCUGUGUGGAAAUUUUGAAGGUGAAUGGAUUAGAGUACUAGAAAUUGUUCCAUUGAAACAUUUAAAUGCAUUGAUCAAAUCUGCCUUGAAAUCUGUACCAAAUAAGUACCUGUCCUCUGUGUGCACAACCAAGAGGCCAUGAACUUUUGAGGCUGUGACAUUCAAAGAAAUGAAGCAAAGCUCCAACAAAUCUAGAAUGAGAUUUGUUUUUACCCCUAAAAGAUCAAAGCCUUUUUUUUUUUUUCAUUGAAUGGUAAGCCUUUAACUCUGAUCUUUUCUUCAGGUUGUAGUAAAGAGGCCUUUUAGAAGUUAGAAGUUAACUGAGCGUGGUUAGAGCUUUACACGCCAUGCCUUAAAAAAUCGACCAGGAUAUGUCCUCAAUCACUCCCUUUUUUCUAUAUGCGGUCUUUCAGGUACUUGUUCAUGACCCUCUUACCAGCUGACUGGUACCAGGAUGGGAAAGAGGCUUUCCAGCUGCACCACUGGAUGUAACCUCUGUAUCAGAGGGCAGUGCGUUGCACAGAGAAAGGGCGUGAACCUCCGUUUUAAAGAACAAGCAAGCUGUAAGACACUUUUGAACAAAGGGAAGGCAGAGCAGGUGGAGCACCACCGUGUGGUGAUUUUCAUAGCUGCCAUUACUUGAACAGGACAUCAUGAUAUCCGUGUGCGUUUUUAGAAUAUAUAUAUAUAUAUAUAUAUAUAUAUAUAUAUAUAUAUAUAUAUAUAUAUAUAUAUAUAUAUAUAUAUAUAUAUAUAUUCAUUCCCUUGAAGCAACACGUCGGAAGGUACGGGGAGAUGUCGCAGGACGUGUUUUUAUGCAAACUCGUUUUGAGACAAAUGACAAACAAAAUCAUGAUGCAUCUCCAUCCAUCACUGAGAAAAGCACUUGGAUUUGUUCUUUGCACUGAUGGGUGUAAGAAAACUUAUUAGAGGUACAAGUUGUGUUUCGGUGAUGUAGUGCAAUGAAAAUUCAGUUGUUAAUUUGACUCACUCUGGAGACCAUUUUAAGAUUGUCAGAAAAGAUAACGGGAAGGUGAUUGUUUUUCCUCAUAGUAGACAUAAUCUGGCCAUGUUGCUGAUGAAAGCUGGGAUAGCCGCACUGCUAGGCAACAGGACCCCCCCCCCCCCAACACACACGCACACAACACCGGUCAUAAAAAAUUCUCUCUCACCUCUCUUCUUCUUCUUUCUGCCUCCUUUAAUUUUCUUUUUUACAGUCUUAAUUCUGUAUCACUUGUGUAGGUUCUUGCCAACUGUUCAGUAUUCAGCAGUAUUCAAGAGCAGUGAUUAAAUUAAAAAUCUUAAGAUGAAACCAGUACAAUUUAACUAUGGGUUUUACUCAGUGCUAAAGAUUAAAAUGAAGCGUCAAAAGGAAUUGUAUCUCUGCAGGUCUGAAAGAAAAAGACAACAAUCUUUAAUAAAAGAUUAAAUAUGAAGCUGAUGUUGAAACUUUUUAUCCUGCAGUCACGGAAUAAAGCGGUUCAUUACCAGGUUUAAAGGAAGGUUCCACCAUGAAACAUUAAAUAUCUUUAUAUUGAAA